Ectocarpus sp. CCAP 1310/34 is the source of this 2922-nucleotide messenger RNA. The record is from the annotation of a GenBank genome assembly. NCBI's taxonomy places the organism in Eukaryota, Phaeophyceae, Ectocarpales, Ectocarpaceae.
UUAGUUAGCGUCGCCGGCAGCAGCACCUUGGAGGACCAGCCGAGCAGCUUCGCCCCUCGCCCUGGGGAUCACCACCAGGUUGGGUCUUGUACUCUAGUCGGUGCUGGUCAAGAGCUACUUCGUGCUGUCGGAAGUGCAGCGAGCUAUCUUCUCCACGUGCUCCACACACUUUUUUUUUUCAGGGGUUGCUGCCAAGGCGGGGGGGGAGGAGUCUCCGCCGAGGAGUCUCUCACUGCUGCAAGGCAACCUCGCUGUGGGCUGGUGACCCCUGUGGUCUGGCUGAGACACUGCUGUUACACAGCGGUAGACGUGGUAGGAGCCAACAUGGACGAGGGUGGUGGCGCUGGUAGCGGCGGUGGAGGGCAGCAGCCAGCGAGCGGUGCAGGAGGAUGGGGGGGAGGCGGGGAUGCCCCGCUCCCGCCGAUUUUCGGCAAUGCCAACGCCGAACCAGGCCACGAAUUCAAGGGUAUGGACCUUAACCUAGACGACGUGUUCUCCGGAGUGUUCUUCUCCCCCGACGGCGACCUGCUCGACAUACCCUCAGACGGCGACGAAUCCCUCAAUCUAACCCUCUCCUCCACGUCCAUAAGCGACGGCACCACCCACACGCCGUUCGCGCAGUUCGCCGUUCUCAGCGGGACCGCCGACGACGGGGACGCCGCCGCCGCCGCCACCGCCGCCGCUGCCGGCGGCGUGUCCGCGGAGGCAGCAGCAGCAGCAGGCGCGGGCGAGGCUGUGGGGGAAGGCGCCGGUCCAAUGCCCUCUUUCAGGCGGUCCUCCCACGAGCUCCAGGACCUCCUGAACUUGCCGGGGGGGGGGCAAGGAAGUAUGAUGGACACAGACGAUCCGGCGGCGGCGGCGGCGGCGGGGGUGGGCCCGCAGAUAGUCGGAGCGGCGCCGGGAGUUGUUGCCGGGCUCUCGCCGCAGGGGGCGUUCUUAGGGGGGGGGGCAGGCGUUGGUACCCAGGAGGCGGCGGCGGCAGCGGCGGCGGAGGCGGCGGCAGCUGCCGAGCAGGCGCAAGCGGCGCAGCAGCUGGCGGCGUCGAAGGCGGAGCAGGCGGCCCAGGCCGCCGCGGCGCACGCACAGGCGCAGACGAGCACGCCGUUCGCAGCGAGUGCGGUAGCGGAGAAAGCUCACCCUAUACCCGCCGCAGGCGCUGUGGGCGGGGUACCGAUCCCAACACCAACACCAACGACAGCUCCAGUAGCAGCAGGGGCAUCAUCGUUGCCGCCGAGAGGGGGGGGCAUAUCGGCGGCGACUACCGGGGGCGGGGUCUCCGUGGCGUGGGGAAGGGGGCCUCACUCGGGGGCGGGGGCAACGGCGGCGCCCCGGCGGCAGAGGCAUAAGGUUUCGAGCAAGGACCUCACCGAGGAGCAGCGGAUCGAGAGAAGAGAGCGGAACCGUGAGCACGCGAAGAGGAGCCGAGUGAGAAAGAAGUUUCUUCUCGACUCCCUUCAACGUAGCGUGGACGCUAUUCAGACGGAAAACGAAUCCUUGAAGGGGUCUAUCGUUGGGUCCCUUGGAGAGCGAGGCAGGGAGCUGGUGGCAAAGUGCAUGCCGGCGGACACGGGGGGUUCGUUGAUACUGGACGAUCCUGACUAUUCGUUGGUGAAGGCGUUACAGACGGCCCAGCAGAACUUCGUCAUCACCGACGCCUCCUUACCAGACAAUCCCAUCGUUUUCGCAAGCGGCGGCUUCCUCGCGCUAACGAGGUACAAGCUUGCCGAGGUGUUGGGACGAAACUGCCGCUUCUUGCAAGGCGCGGAGACGGACCCGAGGGCAGUCGACAAAAUUAGAAAGGCGAUCGACGAGGGAUACGACACGAGCGUGUGCCUCCUCAACUACAGGGCCGACGGCACGACUUUCUGGAACCAGUUCUUUGUGGCCUCGCUGAGAGACGGCAAGGGCAACACCGUCAACUAUGUCGGCGUCCAGUGCAAGGUGGGAACAGAGAGUAUGUACCGUAGGCGUAUACAUGCACCUCUUGCAGCAUUCGAGUGUGUCGGAGAUGACUACGCCAAGAUUGUAGUUAACGAGCAGAACAGACAAUUCGCAGGCCAGUCCAAGACUCGAACGAGGCCUUUACCCUCGUUAUCUCCGGACACGGGGGGCGCCUCCGCCGCCGCCGCCGCCGCCGCCGCCCCUCCCACAGCAACAGAAGCAGACGCAGCAGGGAAGAAGAGCUCAGGGGUCUAGAGUAGGACGCUGAUUUUUGUGGCUGAACGUUUGCAUAGCGGUUACAUUGCAUCUGUGAUUCCCGUGGGUUGUUUUUCGUCCGGUUGAGAUGUUGGCUUGGAUGGCCGCCAGUGGGCAGCUCUUCGUUUUUGUAGAGUUUUGUUUUACAUUGUUGGGGGUAUUUCGAUUGGAUAGAACCGAAAACGGGACAACAUUAGGUAGAGAGUUGCGGCAUGUUUUUUUCUGGUUGUUCUUGUGUGUUGCGCGCCACGACUUGGUGUGCCGCGCUAUUCUUGUUUCGUCUUGCUACCGCUGCUCCCUUUCUCUCUCAAUCUCUUCUACUUUGCGCACAGGCGCAUCGUCUUGUGCUAUUGCGACUUCUCUACGGCUCGAGAUGCUUCGCCGAACACCUUGUGUGGCUUUCUGAGAAGGCCAAGCAAGGCCCUGCGCCCCACGCCGCGGACGAGCCGUCUGUAUCAUAUGUCUCCCGUGCUGCUGUAUCCAUAAUUGCACCUCAUCUUUUCGUGACCGGGGCGGGACUGGAGUACGUCCAUACUUUUAGAGUUUUUUCUUUCUUCGUGAUCCAAGUGAGAUACGUACAUAGCAAGGCGCUCAGAUUUGACUGAACAGAAAGAAUGCGUCGGGUGUUUGGAGGCAAAAAGGUGAAGCCAUUUUGCCCGAUUCAUCCGACGAAUCGUCGACUGUUUUUUCAACAAAAUAUACUACAAAAACAUCCUCCGUUCACUU